AUGGCGAGUUGCUCCUUCGCUGGCCACCAAGCGCUAAGGAGUCUGAGAGCUCAGCAGCAGGCAGCAGCAGCAGCAGCCUCCGCAGCUCUAGCAGCAGUGGCGACCACCCCGCUUCUUUCCUCGGGAACCCCGACCGCACUCAUUGGGACCGGGUCGUCCUGUCCGGGAGCCAUGUGGCUCUCCACAGCCACUGGCUCCCGGUCAGACUCCGAGUCUGAAGAGGAGGACCUCCCCGUCGGGGAUGAAGUCUGCAAACGCGGCUACCUGAGGAAGCAGAAGCAUGGGCACAGGCGUUACUUCGUGCUCAAACUCGAGACCCCAGACGCCCCGGCUCGGCUCGAAUACUACCAAAAUGCCAGGAAGUUCCGACACAGUGUCCGCGCCGCGGCCGCUGCAGCAGAGGCGGCCGCCUCCGGCGCUGCGGUCCCCGCGCUCAUCCCACCGCGGCGGGUGAUCAUCCUGUACCAGUGCUUCUCCGUGAGCCAGCGCGCCGAUGCCAGGUACCGACACCUCAUUGCCCUUUUUACCCAGGACGAAUACUUCGCGAUGGUGGCCGAGAACGAGUCGGAACAAGAAAGCUGGUACUCGCUCCUCAGCCGCCUCAUCCUCGAGAGCAAGCGCCGCCGCUGCAGCAUGCUAGGCGCACAGCCGGACGGAGAGCUGGCAGCCCUGGCGGCCACAGCGGCGGCGGAGCCACCCUUCUACAAAGAUGUGUGGCAGGUAGUAGUGAAACCCAGGGGGCUGGGGCACAGAAAAGAGCUGAGCGGCGUGUUCCGGCUGUGUCUUACCGACGAAGAGGUAGUGUUUGUAAGGCUCAAUACCGAAGUGGCCAGUGUGGUAGUCCAGCUGCUAAGCAUUCGUCGCUGUGGGCACUCAGAGCAGUACUUCUUCUUGGAAGUCGGCAGGUCCACUCUCAUAGGUCCGGGGGAGCUGUGGAUGCAGGUGGAUGACUCCGUGGUGGCCCAAAAUAUGCAUGAGUUGUUUUUGGAGAAGAUGAGAGCCUUGUGCUCAGAUGAGUACAGAGCCCGAUGCCGCAGCUACAGCAUCACUAUCGGCGCCCACCUGUUAACCCUGCUGUCCGCUAGGAGGCACCUGGACUUGCUCUGGCUGGAUCCUGGCGGCUGGUUCAGAAGAUACCGCUUGGAGCAGUUUUACCGCCUCAGGGCUAUCCGUGGCAGGGAAGAGAACAUGCUAUUCACCAGGCGCUUCAUCGCACCCAGAGAGCCUCCGCCUCCCUUCAGGCGAGGAAGAGGGUACCUGCCCAGAGCCCGCAGGUCCAGGAGAACUGUGUCAGUACCACCCAGCCUUUUCCAACGCGCACCACGUCGCCCGGGACUUAUCCCACAGCCCAACGACAGAGCCCGUGAAGCCUCCCGUUCCAACUCUCGCAACACUGAAGUAAAAGACAAGGAAGGUGAGGAAGGAAACAGCGGCGAUUACGUACCUAUGAAUAACUGGGGCUCAGGAAAUGGCCGGGGCUCAGGAGGUGGACAGGGCUCAAGUGGCCAAGGUUCCAGUAGCCAGAGCUCAGGUGGGAGACAGGGAUCUGGAGGUGGCCAGGGCUCAGGAGGCCAGGGUGCUGGAGGAAACCAGUAUUCAGGAAAUGGCCAGGGCACAGCAGGUGGCCAUGGCUCAGGUGGAGGUGGCCACGGCUCAGGUGGUGGCCAGAGACGCGGAGAUGGUCAUGGCUCAGGCGGUGGCAAGAACUCAGGAGGGAGCAAAGGCUCAGGAAGUGGGAAAAAUGCUGAAGACGGUGACCGUGGAAAAUCUGUGAAGAAACGAUCCUACUUUGGCAAAUUCACUCAAAGCAAGCAGCAGCAAACACUGCCUCCACCCCCGCCACCGCCGCCAGCAGCCGGAGCAACUGGUGGCAAAGGGAAGUCUGGGGGAAGAUUCCGACUUUAUUUUUGCGCAGACAGAGGCACAAAAGAACGCAAAGAAGCCAAAGCGGCGAGAGAAAUGGGGGCCGCAGAAGGUGCAACCCGGGCAUCUCACAGAGCCAGAGCUUUCGAUGAAGAUGAGGAUGACCCCUAUGUGCCUAUGAGGCCAGGCGUGGCUGCUCCUCUUGCGUGUUCCAGUGAUUAUAUGCCAAUGGCUCCUCAGAAUUCCUCCGCUUCGACAAAGCGCCACUCGAGGUCACCCUUUGAAGACUCCAGAGGGUACAUGAUGAUGUUUCCCAGAGUGAGCCCACCAGCACCUGUUCCAAGUGCUCCGAAAGCACCGGACACUAAUAAAGAGGAUGACUCAAAGGACAAUGACAGUGACAGUGAUUACAUGUUUAUGGCUCCUGGAGCAGGUGCGAUUCCUAAAAAUCCUCCCAAUCCUCAGGGAGGCUCUUCCUCCAAAAGUUGGAGCUCUUACUUCUCUCUGCAAAGUCCUUUUCCGAGUUCACCGUUGGGACAAAGUGACCACAGUGAGUAUGUUCCCAUGUUACCUGGAAAAUUCCUGGGGAGCGGUCUAGACAAGGAAGCCUCCUUUAGGCAGGGCACCAAAGAUGUAUCUUCAAAGCCUUCAACUGAGGGGUCAUUCCCAAAACCUGAAGAUAAGGGGUCAGUUGCCAAGCCUUCAGAUGAUGUGCCCCCAAUGAACAAGGCUAAGGAACCUAACCAAUUUUCUUUUAUUGCAAACGGAAAUAAAAUAAAGCCCAAACCACAGAGCCCCACACAGGAGCAGAGAGAAGCUGAUAACUCCCGUGAAUAUAUCAACAUUGACUUUAUUAAGAGAGAGCGCCUUGUGCUAGUUCCCUCUGCUCAAGGACUGCCAGAAUUGUGGGGUGUAAUUAUUGAACCAGCACCCACAGCUUUUUCUAGCUACCGGAAUGUUGAAUUCGGGGCGCCCUUUCCAAAUGCAACAAUCCGCCUCUCAGAACUUUUAAGAGUUCUACCAGGUGCCAACUCCAUCUCUCUGGCCGGUGCUAGGUGGGUCCUUCGUCCUUUCCCAGGCAGCGUUAUAGGCAGCAUUGUGGAUGCGGGUGAAUACAUUGAAGUAAUUUUCAACCCAGCUAUGACACCAGCCGUGCCUUUUGCUGACAGUACCAUUUGCUAUGAUGCUCAAACAGGUCAAAUCUAUGUAGUAGACCCAUUUUCUGAGUGCUGUAUGGACGUUUCUCUCUCUCCCGGUCGAUGCUCUGAGCCGCCACCUGUAGCUAGGCGGCUGCAGGAGGAAGUGCGGGAGAGAAGACGCCCACAAAGCCGCUCCCAAAGUUUAUUUGCCAAUACUCGAGCCGCAGUCUCAGCUUUCUCAACCGACAGCUUGGACAGAGACUUUCCCGCCGCUUCUGCGGUGAUUGCUGCUCCGGCUGGGACGCCCCUCGUGGCAGUGAGCCGAGCUUUAGCAGUGGUCUCUGAGCUCGCAGUGGCCCCCAGCAUUGGCGACGUCUUUGCCGGCUUCCGCACAGCCACACGAGUUGACCCCGCCUCCGCUCGCUCGUUCCAACCUGUUGCUCUUGGUGCCCGGGCUGCAGGAGGCGUUCAGGACAUUGCCGCAGGCUGGAAUCCUGGAGUCGUUAACCAAGCUGCCAGAGGUGAGGACCUGGCAGCCGGCGCAGCAGCUCCCCCACCGCCACCUCGCCAGCGUUGGGUGCUGAGACCCCAGGAGAGAGCAGAAUCUGAGGAUGAUGAUGACGACGACAUUUAUGUGAGAAUGGACUUUGCCAGACGUGACUACAGGAAGUGA
Molecule: messenger RNA, 3675 nt
Organism: Apodemus sylvaticus (European woodmouse)
Lineage: Eukaryota; Metazoa; Chordata; Mammalia; Rodentia; Muridae
Gene: Irs4
Product: insulin receptor substrate 4
Biological process (GO): insulin receptor signaling pathway
Cellular component (GO): plasma membrane; cytosol
Molecular function (GO): insulin receptor binding; phosphatidylinositol 3-kinase binding
Source: RefSeq, a predicted model, not a curated record